Messenger RNA from Hibiscus syriacus, 1674 nucleotides. Its product is annotated as glutathione gamma-glutamylcysteinyltransferase 3-like. The transcript is spliced from 6 exons. Gene Ontology annotation, biological process: detoxification of copper ion; cellular detoxification of cadmium ion; phytochelatin biosynthetic process. The record is from RefSeq and is a predicted model, not a curated record. Gene Ontology annotation, molecular function: glutathione gamma-glutamylcysteinyltransferase activity; metal ion binding. Lineage: Eukaryota; Viridiplantae; Streptophyta; Magnoliopsida; Malvales; Malvaceae. Bases 65 to 1624 code for a protein of 519 amino acids.
AUCUACCAUAUCAUAAACGCUCUUUAAAAGGAAGAAGAAGAAGAAGAAGAAAGAUAACCAGAAAAUGGCGUUGGCGGGUCUCUACAGGAGAGUUCUUCCAUCUCCUCCUGCGAUCGAGUUCGCUUCUCCAGAGGGAAAGAAACUCUUCACGGAAGCUUUGGCAGGAGGAACUGCGGAAGGAUUUUUCAAACUAAUAUCGUACUAUCAAACGCAAUCGGAGCCUGCGUAUUGUGGACUCGCCACUCUCGCAAUGGUCUUAAACGCCCUGGCUAUCGAUCCCGGUAGAACCUGGAAAGGGCCUUGGAGAUGGUUCGAUGAUACAAUGUUGGAUUGCUGCGAGCCUCUGGAGAAAAUCAAAAGUCAAGGCAUCACUUUUGGGAAAGUUGCUUGUCUGGCUGUUUGCAAUGGUGCUCAAGUCGAACCUUUCAGGACGGAUCAAUCUAACAUCCAAGGUUUUCGGGAACGCGUGGUUUCUUGUACUUCCUCCGAGGAUUGCCAUUUGAUCGUCUCCUACAAUAGAGCAAUUUUAAAACAGACAGGAACAGGUCAUUUUUCACCCAUAGGGGGUUACCAUGCUGGAAAGGAUAUGGUUCUGAUCUUGGAUGUUGCUAGAUUCAAAUACCCUCCUCAUUGGGUUCCUCUUUCGCUUCUUUGGGACGCCAUGAAUACUAUUGACGAAGCAACUGGACAUCUUAGGGGUACACCUUUAUUGUUCAAAGAGGUGAUAACUGGUUCCGUUUCUAUUGUGGAUCAAAUGCAGAGUUGUAAACAUAAGGAUUGGAAUGUAGUUGCGAAUUACUUGACGGAAGAUCUUCCCCGUCUGUUCUCCUCCAAAAAUCUAAAAGAUGUUAAUGAUGUAUUAUGUGUCGUAUUUAGAUCAGCACCUCCCAAUUUGCGGGAUUUCAUCCAAUGGAUUGCAGAGGUUCGUAGACAGGAUGAUGGCAGUACCGUUUUAAGUGAAGAGGAGAAACAAAGGCUUGCACUCAAGGAAGAAGUAUUGAACCAAAUACGGGAGACGGAACUAUUCAAACAUGUGAUGGGAUAUUUGGGACAUGAGCGUUCGUUGUGCAAAAAUGUGACACCUUUGGGUUACAAAGAUAGCUUAGCUGACAUUGCUGCAGAUGUUUGUUGUCAAGGAGCUGAACUUUUAACAGGGAAAAUUAGGUCGUUAAACAGAUGCUGCUGUAAAGAUAUAAAGCUUCUAAAAACCGAGUGUAAGGAGCCUGUCACAGUGGCUUCUGGCACUGUAACUACCGAUGGGAUUGAACAAACGGUUGAUAUGCUGAUCCCAUCAUCUGCAACAAAGCCCAGUUGUUUCUGUGAUUUUGACCAAAAUGGUUGCCGUGGCAUACCUCCAUCAAUAGGGGAUGGUCUGACGGUUCUUCUUUUUGCACUGCCGCAAGAUACCUGGUCGGGCCUUGAAGAGAAGGUACAGGCAGAGAUGAAAGGCCUUACAGUCGUUGAUAGUCUCCCAACUUUGCUCCAAGAAGAGGUAAAGUCUGAUUUCUUAUGUUUUUUCUUUUUUUGUUUGUAUCGACUUCUUCGUAUUUUCAUUUUAGGCAUCGAGUUUAUCGGUUUUCUUCAACCAUUUUCCAUUCUUUUCUGCAUUAUCAUUCUCAUUUAGACAAUUAUUGUAACCACUCAAGGCUUUCCACAUUUCAUGACAAAAAAGUC